Glarea lozoyensis ATCC 20868 is the source of this 4299-nucleotide messenger RNA. RefSeq names its product UDP-Glycosyltransferase/glycogen phosphorylase. The transcript is spliced from 5 exons. The record is from RefSeq and is a predicted model, not a curated record. Bases 1 to 4299 code for a protein of 1432 amino acids. Gene Ontology annotation, biological process: carbohydrate metabolic process. Gene Ontology annotation, molecular function: hexosyltransferase activity; UDP-glycosyltransferase activity. Lineage: Eukaryota; Fungi; Ascomycota; Leotiomycetes; Helotiales; Helotiaceae.
AUGGCGUCGGAAGGAGAUAAUAAGAAAAGGGUGACGCGGAAGUUGACCAAGAAGAGGAAGGAAGGCCAUCAAGUCACUAUGGAGAUCCCAGAACGGUUUCGAGACGGCGACGAUGCGGAGGAGGACCAUACCACGCUCGCCGGCGGUAAUGCCUACAUGAACCAGUCAGUCUUUGGCAUGAUAGCUGCUGCUGGCUCCCAGGUCGAUUUCAAUGCCAGAUUUGAUACGCAGUCGAGUGAUGAGGAGGAAGACUCGACCGAACAGCCUUCACAGGAAUCCACUGGUUCCAAUCUCCAUGUGGAAAAGACCCGGCAGGACAAGACCGCGAAGCCAGACAAACAUAGGAGAAAGUUCUCGGAGAACAGGCUUCUACGGUCGCUUCCACGGCUUGGGACAAAGUCAAAGUCGAAGAUCAAGUCAUCCUCUCCGCAUAGUCCGAGUUCUCCGGCUCACGAGUCUCCUUCCGACCUUGUCACGCCUAGUAUACAGCUGCCUCGAACGGCAUCGAGAGAUGCACCAGUGAUGAGUCGAAUGUUGAAUGCAAAGGCAGAACUUUCUAUGCGGCCGAGCUUCGAUAUGCCAAGAUCUGAUACCGAGGGGGAAGACAACGGUCAGGUUCGAUCUAGUAGUCUUGCCAAAAGAUUAAUGGAAAUAUUCAAUUUUGACAAGCCUGAAGAUGUUAUAGAAGAAUACCCCUGUUGGCUUCUGAAGAGCGUCCUACUUCAAGGUUAUAUGUACAUUACAACAAAGCAUAUAUGCUUUUACGCAUAUUUGCCUAAAAAAUCCAACGAAGUUGUGAAAUCCGGAUAUCUUUCGAAAUCCGGAAAACGAAAUCCUAAAUACAAUAGGUAUUGGUUCCGGCUAAAAGGCGAUGUUCUUUCAUAUUACUCGGAUCCUUCAGAGCUAUAUUUCCCAGCUGGCAACAUAGACUUACGAUACGGCAUUACCGCAAAUGUGGCAGACAAGUCAAGUGGGAAGGACGCAGCACACUUCACCGUGGUCACCCAUCAAAGGGUCUUCAAUUUCAAGGCUGACAGCAUUCCAAGUGCUAAAGAAUGGGUGAAGUCGUUACAGAAGAUUAUAUUCCGUUCUCAUAACGAUGGAGACAGUGUUAAAAUAUCGCUUCCGAUCGAGAACAUCAUGGAUAUUGAAGACAGCCAAAUCGUCGACUUUGCUGAUACUUGCAAAAUCAGAGUGAUCGAUAAUGACGAGACAUUCGCGAUUGAUGAAUACUUCUUCUCCUUUUUCAGUUUCGGUAAAGAGGCUUUAAAUGUGCUACGUAUAUUAGUUGAAGACACAACUGCAAAACAGAUACCAGAAGACCUAUUGAGUCCGGCCUUGCCAAAAGAUGAAAGAGCAAGCCCGAGAGGCAGUACGUCUCGAAGAUCCUCGGCGAAUCUACUGAGAGAGGGCCGCCCUUCCAUGACCCUUGCGAUACCACCAGAGACACCUGUCUUAGAGGAGAGUGUUCGGGCAACACUAUCGCCAAUAGGUGUAGUGCAAAGCCCUAGAGCAAGUGUAGAUAUUAGUAGAGCGAGCUCAGAUGCAUAUCGACGAAGCAUGGAUCUAACCAAAUUUGGUCGCAGGAGUGUUGAUUUGAGCAGGAUGACUAUGGACUCUGGGGGAAGGCGUAGUAUGAGUGCAAGUAGACGGAGUUUCAGUCGAAAUCGCUUACCUUCUGAAAAGCAAGGAUCGUCUGAUUCUUAUGUUCAUUCGCUAGAGGAACAUGGGUCCUCAGCAGCAAUACCUUCAGCGAGCGACGACACACAGGCAUCCGCUAGUCAGAUACUUAGAGGAAGCGACGUCUUUCUGUCACCAACCAUUCAGCGUUCUUCAUCGGCUUCACAGCGCCGCGAUGUUGAUUCACAACGGAAGGUGCCAUUAACGCAUUCACCAACUCGCAGCAAUACGAUGAAUAGAAGGCCGCGUCCAGAACACGCCCUAACGACGGGUUCAUUAAUUGGCCCGUCCAGCCAACAGUCUGACCAGAACGCGUCAGGACCAUCACUACAAAACUUGGUCAAGGCUGGUGCAUAUCCGCUCCAACGUGCAGCUGGCUUCGCCGGUUACCUCAACAGACAUUCAAAGCGGAUGAGCACACUUCUCGCAACGGAAUCCAUGGGCUACGUCGAGAAGGUUUCUGGGAUGUGGAAAGGAGGAAAGAAACAUUACGACGAACCAGAGGGUCUUAUAGCGGAUGGGGAGCCGCACGUGGAAGGGAACGAUGAGCAGGCUGCAAUAUCUGGCGAUAGAUUUCGUGACCAUUUCGCCCUACCCGAGACCGAAAAACUACAGGCAGCAUAUUUCGGAUACCUCCAUCGCGUUUUACCUUUGUACGGUAAGAUAUACAUCAGCGAUCGAUCCUUCUGUUUCCGAAGUCUCCUACCUGGUACCCGGACCAAAUUGAUCCUGCCGUUGAAGGACAUUGAGAACGUAGAUAAGGAGAAGGGAUUUCGUUUUGGAUAUUCGGGACUAGUUGUGGUCAUCAGAGGUCACGAGGAAAUCUUUUUCGAGUUCAGUCAGCCGGAUAUUCGGGAUGACUGCGCAAUCACAUUACUUCAGAAUCUGGAAGGCAUGAAGUUUUUGCAGGAAUCUGGACUAUUAUCGAUGGAAGAGAAGGAGAGUGCGCAAAACGCCAGCGCCGAACACAAAGCCUUACAAAAGGCGCGACUUGAGGAGAACCCUAGUCACGAGUUGAAGCUGCCGCAGUCUGCUGAAGAAUCCAAAAGCGAGGCGCCACCGAUAAUGUUUGAUGAUCCGCGAGCAUCGAUUCUUAACUUCAAACCAACCGAGUCGCUUCGCAUUACCUGUCUAACAAUCGGAUCCCGCGGUGAUGUACAGCCUUACAUUGCUCUUUGUAAGGGUCUGAUGGCUGAGGGUCACAAGCCGAAAAUCGCGACUCAUAUCGAGUUCAAAGACUGGGUGGAAAGUCACGGGAUCGCAUUUGAGCCUGUUGCUGGCGAUCCUGCGGAGUUAAUGAGAAUUUGUGUCGAAUACGGAAUGUUCACAUACUCCUUUCUGCGGGAGGCUUCCAGUAAAUUCCGAGGCUGGAUUGACGGCUUACUGUCAACUUCAUGGAAGGCUUGCCAAGGGUCGGAUGUUUUGAUUGAAAGCCCUAGUGCCAUGGCCGGAAUUCACAUAGCAGAAGCGCUUGAAAUUCCGUACUUCCGCGCGUUCACAAUGCCCUGGACCAGGACUCGAGCAUACCCUCAUGCGUUCGCUGUGCCGGAAUAUAAAUUGGGCGGAAGUUACAACUACAUGACUUAUGUUAUGUUUGACAAUGUCUUCUGGAAGUCCAUCGCUGGGCAGGUCAACAGAUGGAGAAAGAACGAACUCGGGUUGCAGUCCACCAGCUUGGAAAAAAUGCAACCGAACAAAGUACCUUUCUUGUAUAACUUUAGUCCUUCAGUGGUACCUCCACCACUCGACUUUAGUGACUGGAUUCGAGUGACAGGUUAUUGGUUUCUCGACGAGGGUGGUCAAGAUUUCCAGCCAGACAAGGACUUGAUGGAUUUCAUUGCUAAAGCCCGCAGUGACGGGAAGAAGCUGGUCUACAUUGGUUUUGGAUCCAUUGUAGUUCAGGAUUCUGCAGCUCUAACCAGAACUGUGGUUGAUUCUGUUGUCAAAGCAGAUGUUCGAUGUAUCCUUUCCAAGGGCUGGUCUGAUCGGUUGGAGAAGAAAGACGCUAAUAAAAUCGAAGUCAAAUUGCCCGUAGAGAUCUACCCGAUCAAGCAAGUGCCUCACGAUUGGCUCUUCUCACAAAUUGAUGCUGCCGUACAUCAUGGAGGGGCAGGCACCACAGGUGCUAGUUUGAGGGCUGGCAUUCCAACAAUUAUUCGACCUUUCUUCGGAGACCAAUAUUUCUUCGGCUCACGCGUCGAAGAUAUGGGUGUUGGUAUUGCGGUCAAGAAGAUUAACGUCAGUGUAUUCGCUCGUGCUCUCUGGGAGGCAACAAAUAGCGAACGAAUGAUCAUCAAAGCCCGAGUACUGGGUGAGACAAUUAGAUCGGAAAACGGAGUGAACACCGCUAUUCAAUCUAUUUAUCGGGACAUGGAAUACGCAAAGUCGUUGAUCAAGAGCCGCAAAGGCAAACCGUCCGACGACAACAUUGAAGAUUCAGAGGAGAGCUGGACAUUUAUUGGCGACGAGAAUGAUCCUGAGCUGGUAAAGCGAAUACACAACUGGGAUAGUGUGGCCCAACUGGGAACAUUGAACCGCAAGAACGAGGGCCUUGCCGGGUCCGAUGAGUCUGGGAGUAAAACAGAUACAGAAAUUAUGAUGGAGAGUACAUCGACUUGA